Messenger RNA from Carica papaya (papaya), 962 nucleotides. Its product is annotated as FKBP-like peptidyl-prolyl cis-trans isomerase family protein. Gene Ontology annotation, cellular component: chloroplast thylakoid lumen. The record is from RefSeq and is a predicted model, not a curated record. Gene Ontology annotation, molecular function: peptidyl-prolyl cis-trans isomerase activity. Lineage: Eukaryota; Viridiplantae; Streptophyta; Magnoliopsida; Brassicales; Caricaceae.
CCGAAUUUCUUGACAACCUCAAGCUUCUUCUCGAUUAGUAAGUAAGCAACACGUCCGCCAUGGCUACAAUGAGGAGCUUACACAGAUGGUCUCUUCAUAAUCAUUACCAGCACAUAAACCAGACGCAGCCCACGAAGCAAAUUGUUAUUUCAAUACCCAUUUCGCGGAGAGAUGCGAUUAUUUUCUGUUCGCUUCCCUCGAUUGCUCUGGUUUCAGUGCCUCAGUUGGCAGACGCCAGAGAGAGACGCAACAAGAAGGCCAUUCCUCUUGAAGACUAUCUCACUACCCCUGAUGGACUGAAGUACUAUGAUGUAGUGGAGGGAAAGGGUCCAGUAGCUGAAAAAGGAUCUACUGUUCAGGUGCAUUUUGAUUGCUUGUACCGUGGCAUCACAGCUGUUUCAAGUAGAGAAUCAAAACUUUUGGCUGGAAAUCGUAUUAUUGCCCAGCCAUAUGAAUUCAAGGUUGGAGCCACUCCAGGCAAAGAACGGAAACGCGAAUUUGUAGAUAACCCAAAUGGUCUGUUUUCUGCGCAGGCAGCACCUAAACCUCCUCCAGCUAUGUACUCAAUCACUGAAGGAAUGAAAGUAGGUGGGAAGAGAACUGUUAUUGUUCCUCCAGAGGCUGGCUAUGGUAAGAAGGGAAUGAAUGAGAUACCGCCAGGAGCUAUGAUUGAGUUGAACAUUGAGCUUUUACAAGUUACGCCACCUGAAGGAAAGUAGGCUAAGCAUGUGGAUUGAGACACUCGGCCGAAAAUUAUUAUUAUUAUCGUUAUUUUUUGGCUUAAAUGUUCUUGUAUCUUUUGGAAAAUAUUCUAUUCCAUGGUAAUAGGAUUCAUUUUACAGUGCUUCAAUCAAGUCAAGAAUUGAAACACAACCACUGUUUGUAAAUUAGUCAUGUCUAUUUCUAAAGGAAGGAAUAGCUUUGAGUUGUUUUAAGAAUGAACAUGCCAUUUUUCCAUAGCU